GUUGACAGCGGCGAGGAACGGGGCCGAGGCGGUAAACAAAACUUCUUAGUAAAAAAAAAAAAAAAGGACCGAGGACGUGCGCGUCGGGCGUUUAUCCCGGCGGACUCUCUCCGAACGCCCCGACGUUAUUUCCGAAGUUCCCCUCAAAUGCGUUAGCUCAGAAAACCCGACCGCGAGACGAGGGCUCGCGCCUGUCGACUCCGAAAUAGGUUGAGCGCGUUAGCCCGCUAGCUAGCUAGCUAGCUAGCUCGUUGGUAACGUCACCCGCCGCUGGCCAGCUUAGCCUAGCCUAAGGCUAUAGCCUAGCUUGCUCUGCUUCGGCCAUGUCGUCGCCGUCGUCCUCCCGGCGCCAGUGGUGCUACCUGUGCGACCUGCCCAAGAUGCCGUGGACCGUGGUGUGGGACUUCAGCGAGGUGGUCUGCCGGGGCUGCGUCAACUACGAGGGGGCAAACCAGAUAGAGUUCCUGAUAGCGAGCGCCCGGCAGCUGAAGAGAACCCACGGGAUGCAGGACGGCAGUGUACGGUCGCCCGGUCCUUCCCCGUCCCACAAACACGGCGCAGGUGGCAGAGGUGAGGGGGCCGGCGACCCGGGCAGGCCCCAUGCCGACCGCUACGAGCGGGGACUAAACCGAGAGGGCGCCGGGUCCGCCGCGCGCGUGCCACCAAACGGGCUGCACCGGGACGGCCAGCCGCCGCCGGAAGUGAACCGCCAGAGCCCGAGCGGCAGCCGCAGACCCAUGAUGAGCGCCGUCAUCCCCUCGAACCUCGUCACCCAGGGUAUCGCCGGAAUCUCCCACGGCCUGCUGUCGGGCAUGCCCGCCCUGACGGCCCGGGCCCCCAUGAGCAGCCCGUUGAUCUUCCCCGCCCCGGUGCUGGCGGAGAUGAGCCGCAGACACUUGGGCAUAGGGAUGGGGAUAGCGUCCUUUAUGACCCCUGAGCUGGAGCGCGAGCUGAGUUCAUCCCAGAGCCAGCCCAAGACGCAGACGCAGGGCCACACGGUGGCUGCUGGCAGCAGCUCCAAGAAUACGGGCCUCCCCUCCUCUUCGCCGUCCAUGGCUGGAGGAGUAAGCCAGACCAGCCCAAAGCCCGCCUCCUCCCCUGCCAGGCAGCCACGACCCAUGUCCGCCAGAUCCGGAGGCGAGCCCAUGGGCUCCAGCAACUCUGCAGAGGCGGCCACCACGGCUGCAGCAUUGCCCCACGGCGGAGCGUCGGAGCUGGGUUCUGCAUCAGCAGGCAGCACCCUUUCCUCCGGAACCACUCUCUCCUGCACCCUGUGUCACGAACGGCUCGAAGACACACACUUUGUUCAGUGUCCUUCUGUGGCGGGCCAUAGGUUUUGCUUCCCAUGCACCAGAGGUUACAUCCAGAGCCGGCGGGGUGAAGGGGAGGUGUACUGCCCCAGCGGAGAGCGUUGCCCCUUGGAUAGCUCUCCUAACAGCCCACCGUGGGCCUUCAUGCAGGGAGAAGUCUCUACCAUAUUGGGCACUAGCGGAGCCAACACAGGAGCUGCAGGGGUGGCUGCAUCUGGGGCAGGACCCGGACCCGGAUCUGGCCCCGUAGCUGGAGGUGGAACCGGAGCUGGUGCCAGUGCUGGAAAUGGGGACGUCACUGUCAAAAAGGAGAGAGAGACGUGAUACUGAGAGAUGUACAAACCUGGGCUUGGCAUAGCCACCGAGUCCUGUCCCAUACCAGAGAGUGGGAUUUUUAAACCCGAGAGCCUACCGAUGCUGAUUAGAGGUUAACCAGAAGAGCACUGUCCAGAGAGGCAGCCAUUACGCAGGUCCUAAACCCAAACCCACAUGCACCACCCAACACCGCCAAACCUCACAGACGUCUGAGAUGUCCACCUGAUGCUACGGAGACGGACCGUUUCCUUUCUUCAGUUCAGUCAAACGAAAGGUUCGACUUUUACUUUUCAUUUUAAUCCUGUACUUUUCCUCUUUGUUUUUGUUUUACUCUGAGGAAUCCCACACUCGGUUCACAACUGAUUCAACGCAAUGGUAAACAAGCAGAGUUUUGUGUAGAGGAAAAAUAAGAGCUCGACUCUUAAACACAAUGUAGAGACAAGUCAGGCAGAUGUGGCGUCCGGGUGGAAUGCCUUGUCUCGUCCCAGCUUUACAUGACAGCUGACCUAAUGGACUUGUUUCCAGAGAGAAGAGUGUUUGCUGUGUACAACCCACCGGUUCAUGUGUGUAGUGCAAUCACACACUCAGUAUCUGACUGUAGUAUGAACAUCGCUUACAUACGAGAAAUAGCCCAACGCCUACGCUUUACCCCGAAUGUAUAUGUAAAGGAUAGCUAUUGAUAGGCCUAGGACUGUAUUUUGUACUACGUUGUUAAAUGUCAUAUGCUGUGUAGUAAUCGCGCCAGUAUGUAUGUGCAAUCUAUAGUUAUGAAAUAUGCAAACGUUUGAAAUAUAUUAUUAAAAAAAAUUGU
This is a messenger RNA of Lampris incognitus (smalleye Pacific opah), 2436 nucleotides long. RefSeq names its product interferon regulatory factor 2 binding protein 1 (gene irf2bp1). The transcript has 3 exons. Gene Ontology annotation, cellular component: nucleus. Gene Ontology annotation, biological process: regulation of transcription by RNA polymerase II. Gene Ontology annotation, molecular function: metal ion binding; transcription corepressor activity. The coding region runs from base 324 to 1634 and encodes 436 amino acids. Lineage: Eukaryota; Metazoa; Chordata; Actinopteri; Lampriformes; Lampridae. The record is from RefSeq and is a predicted model, not a curated record.